CACAGCCAAUUCAUUGGCCCUGUGUGGUGCACGCUGAAGUGUGUGUCUACUCGCAGGCUUCUGAGCGCAGUAGGUGAAAGCAAGAGCAAGAGCAAGCACAUGUUUGUGCUGUGAACUAUCUGAGAGAGAGACAGAUAAAGAGAGAGAGAGAGAGAGAGAGAGAGAGAGAGCGACACAGAGAGAAAAGAAACUACACAGUGCUGCUCGUGGCACAAAGACAGUAAAGAGUAAAGAGAGAGUGAGAGAGAUACAGAGAGACUUAGAGUCUAAAAAACUUCAUCCCUAUUACAAUGGACGACUAUGCUCUCUCCUUCUGGAUUUACAUGGGGGUGAUGGCAGUGUUUGUCGGCGGGACGGUAAAGAAGUUCCUGGCGUCCCAUUUUAGUGCCAUGCCCUCUCUGGUGGCAUGGCUUGGUGCCACACUCCUGGUGGAGAGGCUGUGUGCCCUCUGCAUGCCUGCUGUCCUGGCACUGGCUGCCCUGUGUGCUGCUUGCUGGCUCUACUCUACCUGGGCUGCCCCGGCGCCAACUCUGCCCGUAGAGGGGAAAGCGGUCUUCAUCACAGGGUGUGACACAGGGUUUGGGCACGCCACAGCUAAGCAGCUGGACGCUAUGGGGUUUGAAGUGUUCGCAACAGUGCUGGAUCUGGAAGGACAGGGGGCCAAGCACCUGAGAGGCACCUGCUCACAACGGCUCACCCUGCUGCAGGUGGACAUCACCCAACCACAGCAGGUCCAACAGGCCCUUAUCAACACCAAGGCAAAGCUUGGCAUGAAAGGCUUAUGGGCUCUGGUGAACAAUGCAGGCAUUUGUGUGAAUUUCGGAGACGCUGAGCUGUCCCUCAUGUCCAACUAUAGAGGCUGCAUGGAAGUGAACUUCUUCGGCACACUCUCCGUCACUAAGACCUUGCUUCCUCUGCUGAGACAGAACAAAGGCAGAAUACUGACCAUCUCCAGUCCUUCAGGUGAGCUGCCUUUCCCGUGUUUGGCAUCUUACGGGGCUUCAAAGGCUGCACUGAAUCUCUUCACCAACACUCUCCGUCAUGAACUGGAGCCGUGGGGAGUCAAAGUGUCCACCAUUUUACCCUCUGCCUUCAAGACAGGUCAGAGUAGUAACACAGUGUACUGGGAGAAACAGCACCAGGACCUGAUGCAGAACCUCUCCCCGAGCCUUUUAGAAGAGUAUGGCGAGGAAUACAUAUUGGAGACCAAGGAGCUCUUCCAGAGCCAUGCCAAAACAGCCAACGAGGACCUGAGCCCUGUCAUCAACACCAUCGUGGAGGCACUGCUGUCGCCGUACCCUCAGGCCCGCUACUAUGCCGGACCAGGUGUGGGCCUCAUGUACUUCAUUCACAGCAACUUCCCCAUAACCCUCAGCGACAAGUUUCUCCAGAGACUCUUCUUGAAGAAGAAAGUGAUACCUCGUGCACUCAGGAAACAGAACGGCCUGAGCAUUCUCAAUCACAACAACAAUGACAUCAACAGCAACAACAACAACAUCACCAAGCCAGAGUAGCUUUGAUAUAGCUCAUUGUACAUAGAGAUGCUAUAGGACCACUGAUGUAAUCCAUUCAUAGUGACCUGAUGCCAAUGUGUGUAUUUGUUCUUGUGUUGUUUAAUUGUUUUAUAUAAUGUUUUUUUUUUUUGAAGGAUCAUUCAAUUCGCAAUGACUGUUUGCAUAUAAAUUGCCGAUAAACAUUUUAGGAAAUUCUUAGCUUUUGGUAGCCCCUUUAUCAACUGAAUUGAGUUCUUUUGCUAUGGUGUAGUUCACAAAGACAAGAACAGAAACAUGUACAGUUUUAUACCUUUCAGACAGUUUUUUGAUGUGCCUUAGUCACAAGCACUCCAUUUAUCUUACUUCAUAGACUUUAUAAGAGUGACUUCGGCCAUGAGUAAUAUCCAUACGGCCAUGACCUGGUCCUUCAAGCCAGGGUAUUUGUUCCCAAUCUGAGCCACAUUCACAAAGCUCACCAUUCCCUGCUUGCUGCCAGUGAGUGUAAAAUCCAUUCUAAGUAGCUCUAGAGAGAGUCAGCUGCCAGUCACGGCAGAGUGAUUGAGUUGCCAAGCGGACUCUGAUAAGCGCUACUGCAUUGCAUGGUAGUGCUUUUCUUGUCUUACUGUUUCCCAUUGAUUCACUUCAUCCAUGCAUCAUUCAGUUUGAAUCUCUUUUUGCAUGAGAAUUUUCAUGUGUUUGUCGUUUCUAUUAUCUGGCUACAUUAGCCAGCUCCAAGCAAUAGGUCUCCUCCCUUAACACUCAUAAUGUCCACACCUCUGUUAUUAAAUUGACCUUUGUUAAAGAGACCGGUAGGUUUAUUUUAAAUUCAAGGACCCUAGAAGUCAUUGUUAGUAUAUUUUUGUUUGUUCCCUUACAUCUGUUGCUCUUUUUUAUUUGUUUUUUUGGCUUGUUGUUUGUUUUCCAUUAUUAUUAUAAAUUGGAGUAUUUAUUCCAGUUUCUUUAUGAAUCACUUAAACUGUGAAUUUUGUACAAAAGUAUUAAAAAUUAACCA
Pygocentrus nattereri (red-bellied piranha) is the source of this 2505-nucleotide messenger RNA. It is a transcript of the gene hsd11b2, whose product is annotated as hydroxysteroid (11-beta) dehydrogenase 2. The transcript has 5 exons. The record is from RefSeq and is a predicted model, not a curated record. The coding region runs from base 291 to 1514 and encodes 407 amino acids. NCBI's taxonomy places the organism in Eukaryota, Metazoa, Chordata, Actinopteri, Characiformes, Serrasalmidae. Gene Ontology annotation, molecular function: oxidoreductase activity.